Messenger RNA from Canis lupus familiaris (dog), 4189 nucleotides. RefSeq names its product AF4/FMR2 family member 2 (gene AFF2). Gene Ontology annotation, biological process: regulation of RNA splicing. Bases 45 to 3989 code for a protein of 1314 amino acids. The record is from RefSeq and is a predicted model, not a curated record. The transcript has 21 exons. Gene Ontology annotation, cellular component: nuclear speck; nucleus. Gene Ontology annotation, molecular function: G-quadruplex RNA binding. Lineage: Eukaryota; Metazoa; Chordata; Mammalia; Carnivora; Canidae.
CUCAUUUGGAGGCUCUCAGAUGUCCUGAGUCAGUGCGUUCCGUGAUGGUACAUGAGGCACUCUGUCUCGUUCCUUCUGGAGCUUCUCGUGUCAUUGUGAAUGCCCCGCACAUGGCAGGACUUUGCCACUAUGAACAAGACCGUAGUGCACUUAAGAAAAGGGAAUGGGAGCGGAGGAAUCAGGAAGUCCAGCAAGAAGACGAUCUCUUUUCUUCAGGCUUUGAUCUUUUUGGGGAGCCCUACAAGGUAGCUGAAUAUACAAACAAAGGGGAUGCACUUGCCAACCGAGUCCAGAACACGCUGGGAAACUAUGAUGAAAUGAAGGAUUUGCUAACUAACCAUUCUAAUCAGAAUCAUCUAGUGGGAAUCCCAAAGAAUUCGGUGCCCCAGACUCCCAUCAACAAAAAUGAACCAAGCUUUUUCCCAGAACAAAAGAACCGAAUGCUCCCAUCUCACCAGGAUAGCACUCACCCCUCGGCACCAAUGCCUCCACCUUCCGUCGUGAUACUGAAUUCCACUCUAAUACACAGCAACAGGAAACCAAAAGCCGAGUGGCCCCGAGAUAGUCAGAGUGCUAGCACUGUCCCAGCCAGCCAGGCCAGUGGUCAGCCAAACAAGUUGCAGCCAUCUACACAGGACCAGCCCCAAGCCCGACUGGAAGACUUCUUUGUUUACCCAGCUGAACAGCCCCAGGUCGGAGUAGUUGAAGAGUCAAAUGCAUCUGCAAAGGAAGAUGGUAGUCUCAAAUCCAGUGCAGGGGAUCCGUUCAAAGAAAUCUUUCAAUCCGUCUCACCAGAAGAAUCUGAAUUCACAGUGCAAGCUCCUGGGUCUCCCCUAGUUGCCUCCUCUUUGUUAGCUCCCAGCAGUGGCCUUUCAGUUCAGAACUUUCCACCAGGGCUUUACUGCAAAACAAACAUGGGGCAGCAAAAGCCAACUGCAUAUGUCAGACCCAUGGAUGGCCAGGACCAGGCAUCAGACGUCCCUCCGACACUGAAGCCCUCAAUUGAAUUCGAGAACAGCUUUGGGAAUCUGUCAUUUGGAUCCCUCUUGGAUGGAAAACCCAGUGCAGCCAGUUCAAAGCCUAAACUGCCCAAGUUCACGAUUCUCCAAACAAGUGAAGUAAGCCUUCCCAGUGAUCCAAGCUGUGUUGAAGAAAUCUUGCGGGAGAUGACCCAUUCCUGGCCUGCUCCUCUCACUGCCAUGCAUACUUCUGGAAACUCUGAGAAGAACACACUUUCUACCCCAGGACAGGAAUCCCAACACCUGACCCCUGGAUUCACCUUACAAAAGUGGAGUGACCCAACCAGCAGAGCUUCUACAAAGAUGCUUGAGGACGAUCUGAAGCUGAGCAGUGAUGAAGAUGACCUUGAACCUGUGAAGACCUUGGCCACUCAGUGCACAGCCACUGAGCUCUACCAGGCUGUUGAAAAGGCAAAACCUAAGAAUAAUCCUGUGAACCCACUCCUGGCCACACCUCAGCCUCCACCUGCGGUGCCAGCCAGUGGGGCAUCUGGCAGCUCCAGUGACUCUGAGAGCAGCUCUGAGUCAGACUCAGACACUGAAAGCAGCACCACCGACAGCGAAUCCAAUGAGGCGCCUCGUGCGGCCACUCCAGAGCCUGAGCCGCCCUCAACUAACAAGUGGCAGUUGGAUAAAUGGCUUAACAAAGUGACAUCCCAGAACAAGUCGUUUAUUUGUGGCCAAAAUGAAACACCCAUGGAGACGCUUUCUGUGCCUCCUCCAAUCAUCCAGCCAAUGGAAGUCCAGGUCAAAGUGAAGACAAACCCCAGCCAGGUCCUGGCUGAACCCAAAGAGAGGCCUCUCCUCAGUCUUAUCAGGGAGAAAGCUCGUCCACGGCCUACCCAGAAAACUCCAGAAACAAAGGCUUUGAAGCAUAAGUUGUCGACAACCAUUGAGACAGCUUCUCAAAGGACAAUUGGAAAAAAACAGCCCAAAAAAGUCGAGAAGAAUACCAGCAUUGAUGAGUUUACCUGGCCCAAACCAAAUAUUACCAGCAGCACCCCCAAAGAAAAAGAAAGUGUGGAGCCUCCUGAGCCACCAAGAGGCCGCAACAAAGCCACUGCCCACAAACCAGUCCCUAGGAAGGAACCGAGGCCAAACAUUUCCGUGGCUGCCGAGAAAAAGAAGUAUAGAGGGCCUGGCAAGAUCGUGCCAAAGUCCCGGGAAUUCAUCGAAACGGAUUCAUCCACGUCCGAUUCCAACACAGAUCAAGAAGAGACCCUGCAGAUCAAAGUCCUGCCUCCUUGCACUGCUCCUGGGGGCAAUACUGCCAAAUCCAAGGAAGCCUGUGGUGCCAGCCUGACCCUUGGCUCCUUAGUCAGCAGCAGCACCAACAACAGUGUAGCCACCAGUAAUGAGGAGCCAGCUUUCUCACCCAUCCCUGUCAUGCAACCCGAGCUUCUGUCCCCUCUGCAAGAUCAAGAGAAUAUGAAAAAUCUCUGGGUGAAGAUUGACCUUGGCCUGCUGUCUAGAGUACCUGGCCACCACGCACUGCCAGCAGCGCUGGCCAAGCCGGACCACAAGGAGACCGUGUCCAAGCCCAAGCGCCAGAGUGCUGCCGCGGCCACAGAGAAACCCAUCCCUAAGGGCAAGCGUAAGCACAAGCCAACAGAAACUGCAGAGAAAAUCCCUGAAAAGAAGCAACGCCUGGAGGAGGCCACCACUAUCUGCCUGCUGCCACCCUGCAUCUCACCAGCCCCACCCCACAAGCCUCCCAACGCUAAAGAAAACAAUUCAUCCAGGAGAGCGAAUAGAAGGAAAGAAGAAAAGCUGUUUCCUCCUCCACUUUCCCCACUGCCAGAGGACCCUCCACGCCGCAGAAACAGUGGCAGCAAUGGCCCCUUUGGUCAAGACAAAAACAUCCCCAUUGUUGGACAUAUCACCUCUACCAAACCUAAGAGGAAUGAAGGCAAAUUCUGUGCUACUUUCAAAGGGAUAUCCGUAAAUGAUGGAGACACUCCAAAAAAGACAGCCUCUGCCACCGUCACGGUCACCAACACUGCUAUUGCCACUGUCACUGCUACUGCCAUUGUCACCGCCACUGUCACGGCCACUGCAACUACCACUGCCACAGCCACUACCACGACCACUACCACAACCAUUUCCACCAUCACCUCUACCAUCACUACUGGCCUCAUGGACAGCAGUCACCUGGAGAUGGCAUCCUGGGCGGCCCUGCCUCUUCUGUCCAGUAGCACUGCCAACGUCCGGAGACCCAAGCUAACCUUUGAUGACUCGGUUCACAACGCUGAUUAUUACAUGCAAGAGGCAAAGAAGCUCAAGCACAAAGCUGAUGCGCUGUUUGAGAAAUUUGGCAAAGCCGUGAAUUAUGCCGAUGCAGCCCUGUCCUUCACCGAAUGUGGCAAUGCGAUGGAACGUGACCCCCUGGAAGCCAAGUCUCCGUAUACCAUGUACUCCGAGACCGUGGAGCUCCUCAGGUAUGCUAUGCGACUGAAGAACUUUGCGAGCCCCUUGGCUUCGGAUGGGGACAAAAAGCUGGCAGUAUUAUGCUACAGAUGUUUAUCACUUCUCUACUUGCGGAUGUUCAAGCUGAAGAAGGACCAUGCUAUGAAGUACUCCAGAUCACUGAUGGAAUAUUUUAAGCAAAAUGCUUCAAAAGUCGCUCAGAUACCAUCUCCCUGGGUAGGCAAUGGAAAGAACACGCCAUCCCCAGUGUCUCUCAACAAUGUCUCUCCCAUCAACGCGAUGGGCAGCUGUAACAACGGCCCAGUCACCAUUCCCCAGCGCAUCCACCACAUGGCCGCCAGCCAUGUCAACAUCACCAGCAAUGUGUUACGGGGCUACGAACACUGGGACAUGGCCGACAAACUGACAAGAGAGAACAAAGAAUUCUUUGGUGAUCUGGACACACUGAUGGGGCCUCUGACCCAGCACAGCAGCAUGACCAAUCUCGUCCGCUACGUUCGCCAGGGACUGUGUUGGCUGCGCAUCGACGCCCAUUUAUUGUAGUGGGUGUGCCCUGAUCUCCAGCAUUACCACCCAUCACUCUACCUCUACCAGAGCACCAACGGUCACUGGUGGAACUCCACUCAUUUGGGAAAGUUCUCUUUGAUUAUGUUUGUUUUUACGCUUCUUUUGAUAUCUGUGAAAAACAGAAGUCAUUGUAAGUGGACACUACAACUUGAGAGCAGUAUAUGUUUUAUUACUUA